AUGAUUUUAUAUCUCGUGCUGAUAUUUAUUCCAUUUUCAUUAUCUCAAUUUACUUCUCAAACUUAUCCCGAUCCACGUUUGGAUCCUCUUUCGUGUCGUUUGGCAUUGCCAAGUCAAGUUUGUGAUCCAUCAGCAAUUGUAACUGAUGAAGAGAGAACUCGACUUGUUGGAAGAAUUAAUCAACUUCAUGGAAUAACAUCUGGAAUUCGGAAUACUUCACCAGCUUGUUCUUUGCAGCCAGACAGAAAUCUUGAGGUAUUUGAACUUUUAACUUUUUUAAAAAUAACUUUUAUAUGUAAGAUCAGGGAUUUAAUUUCUGGAAAAAAAGUUCCAGAAUUUUUGGCUGGACCACUUUUAUGAAUCUGGUCUCAGGACUAAUUUUUUGGAACUCUACUUCAGUUAUAGUUUUAUGACUAGAAAUCAGUUAUAGAAAAAAAUUUUAAAUAACAAUUAUUUUGACAAUUUUUGGGGUGAGACCAGAAAAAGUUUAUCUCACAAUCAACAUUAAAAUAACUUUUUUCAUUUUUUUCUUCCAGAUAAUUGUUGCAAUAAUCGAUAAAAUCGGAAGUGUUCCUGGUGCUCCGAUUGACAUCGAAAAAUUCGCUAACAAUUUGAAAAGAAGAUAUCAAAAUUUCCAAGAUGUUGGAAUGUGUGAUACAACUGUUCUGAUUGUAAAUUCACGACAAGAUCGACAAGUUUUUACGGUUGCUGGACGAGAUGCAAAAAUCUCAAAGGAAACAUUGAAAUCUGCUUUUGAGCGAAACAUUGGACAUUUCAAAUCUGGUCAUUAUGCAUUGGGUCUCGAAGGAAUGAUUGAAGUUAUUGUUGCCGCAUAUUCAAAUGGACAUAUUGUACAAGUUCCAACUCCAGAUAUCUUCAAACCAACAGAGUUAGUUCAAAACUAAACCUUUGAGAGAUCAAAUCAAUCUGAAUUUUCAGUUUCAUGACACCAUCUUCCGCUUCCGAAACUCAACAAUUCCGCGCUGCCGGUCUUCCAAACUCAGUUCAACCAGCUAAAAAAUCCUUCACCGCUUUGCCAACUGAAAAUGUUGACGAAGAUGACAAAAUCUGGGUUUCAAUUCUUCAACAAGCAAUGUCUCGAUGUGGCCAAAAUGAAGGAGAUUUGGCAAGAAAUGUGAGAGCUGUUGUUGAAGAAGCAAUGAAUAUUUCGUUGAAAUUAAUCUCUGAUCAAAGAUAUAAUAAUAUUGAGGAAGAAGUUGAAACAAAUAAAGAUAUAAUUGGAAGUCGACAAAAAGCAUGGGAUAAUGCUUAUUCCGAAUUUAUUCAACCAAUUUAUGCGAAGUAUCGAAAUAAUGUUUUGAAUGGAGUUGGAGCAUCAACUUGUCCAGUUUCAAAGAAUUUGAAAAGAAGAAGACAUCAUCAAUAA
This is a messenger RNA of Caenorhabditis angaria, 1387 nucleotides long. NCBI's taxonomy places the organism in Eukaryota, Metazoa, Nematoda, Chromadorea, Rhabditida, Rhabditidae. The record is from the annotation of a GenBank genome assembly.